AUGGCGGCGUCACAGAAUCUUGCCCGGCUGCGCGAGCAGACCAUGGGCAGUCUCGAAGACGAGGAAGCUGUAACAGUCAACACGCGAGCACUGAUCGAUAAAGUGCUGGCACGAUACUCCGGCGAAUGGACGACUUUACGAGAACUCAUCCAGAAUGCUGCCGACGCGCAGGCCUCCAAGGUUACGAUUCGAUUCGAAACACUCCCUUCAGCCACAGUACCAUUACCACAGACGCAAGACCCGAGCGAACUCCUGAAGCAUACUCUCCUCCACCACAGCCUCAACACGCUCAUGGUAUCGAACGAUGGCGAACUAUUCCAAGAGACGGACUGGCAACGCCUCAAGCGCAUUGCAGAGGGCAACCCUGACGAGACAAAGAUUGGUGCCUUCGGUGUGGGCUUCUAUUCGGUCUUCGCCGAUUGCGAGAGUCCAUUCGUGAGCUCAGGCGAUCAGUCGAUGGCCUUCUACUGGAAGAAGGACAGCUUGUUUACCAGGCGGGGGAAGAUGACAGAGGCACAGAAAGGCACUACCUUCUUGCUGGACUACAGGAACCAGACUACGCCCGUUCCCCAGCUCCUGAGCCUAUGCCAGUUCUUGGCUACAAGCUUGACUUUCGUUGGUCUGCAGAACAUUGAGCUAUGGCUAGACGAUUGGAACGUGUUGAACUUGUCAAAGAAGAUGGCCCCCGGUGCUCAGGUUAAGAUCCCUAAGGAGGUCAAGCCACAGACCCAAGGUGGACUCAUGAAGAUCGUGGACGUGGAAUACCAGAAUGCUCAGAUCGAUGCGAAAUGGAUGAACGUGGUCGGCUGGAAUCGAACAUCGCAAGCUACCUCAACCCAAGCCUUAGCAGCGCAGUCUCAGACUGACGUGGGCGGACUCAGCUUGAGGAGCUUCUUUGGUAAGUUUACAGGAGCAUCGGCUACGAACACAGUGAGGCAGAAAGCGCAGAAGGAGGAGGAAGUGCUACAGCAGGCCAUUUUGGAAGAUCUUGCCGGAUGCAGCCAGUCUACAGUCUUCGUCCGCAUGAGUACGGUCAAUGUACAGACCUACGUCAGCAAGCAGCUGGCUACUGAGCUCGAGCGUGCAACCAAGAAGCCGCCUCCAAAGCACACCCGUAUCUCAAUCUUGACAUCCUCCUUCGACGAGACGACAGCGUCGUCAAGCACUUCGUCCGGAAGUUCCGCGAUAAAGGCUGGUGAGAUAUUCGCGUCUGUACAGCCAACGAAAAACGGCAAGAUUUUCAUCGGCUUUCCGACUGCACAAACUACCGGCCUCCUGGCACACAUAUCUGCGCCUUCUGUGAUCCCAACGGUGGAACGCGAAAGCAUCGACCUGAAUGCACGUUAUGUUCGAGACUGGAACAUCGAAAUGCUACGAGUCGCUGGUAUCGCGUGCCGUAUAGCAUACACUGGCGAGAUGGCAGAACUCAAAAACAGGCUAGAUCGAACAGCAGCAGGUAACGGGCGUAAGAAGAUUGCGAAGGAAGACGUGGAUGCUGUGAUGACGGCAGCUGUUCACACAUACAAGCAGUACAGCUUCGCGGAGUCAACGCCAGCUAUGAAGGUCGGGCAUUAUAUUGAGGAGGCAUUCUGGACGUGCACAAAAGACGGCAGUAUCGAUGUUCUGUCCACGCGGGGAGUGCUCUCCAGCUCACAGGUCCGCGUUGCUACGGAGGAUCUCAGCUUCGUAGACGGCAUACCGGUGGUGCCAGACGAGCUGAUGGACAAAGCUUUGGCAUUUAUCAGCAAGCUGCGAGAUUAUGGCUUGCUGUCGGAUAUCACCACAAAAGACAUCAAAGCAGAGCUCGAACGGCAGGCGCUGUCCGAGAAGCAGGUUACCGAGCUGAUCAAAUGGGCAUGUGAGAAGGUAUCGCAGCAAGAGAUGGACGCGGGCGGUGUGCAAUUGCUCUUCGAUGGCACUGUAGCCAGCGUUAGCGAGGAGUUUCUGCCCACUUCUCCCAGUCCUGUCAUACAGCUCGGCUCCAUCGAGACGUAUAUCAACAGCGCAAGGAUACCUGUGGACCUGCCAUCACCGCCAACGACGAUUUUGUUCCGUUUGACGAAGGGCGUGACACCAGGUCAGCUAUCUUCAUUAGGCUGGGACGAGCUGCAAAUCGUACCUUGGCUACGGUGGAUCGUGGAGAGCAAUGGUCAAGGGUUUCCAGCAGGCCAGAGCCUCACGACUUCGGCAGCUAUUGCGUCUCAGGUCCUCCCAGUGGUGUCCAGGUCCUGGGAUGGGUUGUCACAAUCUUCGAAGCAGACGGUGCAGGAUCUGCUCACGCCACGUACAGUCAUACCCACUAAGCUCGGAAUGAAGAAACCACCGCAAGCAUACUUCGGUAAUGUACGACUCUUUGAUGAUCUGCCCACCAUCACUGGCCUGCAGGGUACGAAAGAGAAGUUCCUAUCUUCGCUUGGCGUGCGCAAGACGGUAGAGCUUACCGUGGUGUUCGAUCGACUUAUGGCCAAGUCUAUAACUCCUUCAGCGACUGAAGAGGGCAAGUGGAGUCAUGUCGAUCUGGUGAAGUACCUCGUUAGUGUCAAAGACGAUAUCCCUAAGGAGGAUAUGCAACGGCUGCGACAAACAACCAUCUGCCCAGCGGAGACACAGUCCGGCGACCAAUCCGACAAAGGAAAAUUAUAUCGUUUGGCGGACCUCUACGAGCCUAACGACGCCAUCCGGAAACUUGGCCUUCCAAUUCUACAGUGGCAAGGUCAAUUCCGUGCAAACACGCCGGAAGGCCGCUUCCUAAGAGUGCUUGGCCUUCAGCCAUAUCCUACCGUCCCAGUUUUGGUUGACAUCCUAUCGAGAGCGCCCAUGAACAGCGAACUCCAACAGAGCGCUGUUAAUUAUUGGAUCAUGAAUGCUUUCCACCACGACUAUCACAAAUUCCCAGUCGGGGAAAUCGACAAGGCCUUCCUGCCUGUUAUGCCUUUCGCUGGCGAAAGCUCUAAUAAGGUAGCCAAGCCCAGGCAGUGCUAUGCCAAUCCUAGAGCCGGAGUAUUGAGGUUCUAUACAUUACGCGAAGACUUGCAGCCACAUCACACGCUCUUCGGUGUAGCCAUGGACCCACCGAUCGACACCGCUGCCGAACGUUUGCUCAAGGCACCUCCAGCGAGUUUCGGAUCCGCACAAACUCUCUUCAGCUACUUCGCGGGUCGAUUACAAGAGAUCGGACCAAGUGGGAAUCUUGCUGAACGGAUAGGCAAUUCACCGAUAGUGCCUAUCGUGACCGGCAGUGCCAAGGCAUCGACUGUUCGCUACGUCACUCCACGAGCGUGUUUCCUCGGCGAUAGUCAAUCUUACGGCGACAUCUUCGACUUUGUUGACUUUGGUCAUGAAGCCAACACGUUGCUGCUCCGAGUCGGAUCGAAGCACGAGCCUAGUGCUGUCGAAAUUGCUGGUAUGCUCGUACGGCAACCUACUAGGUUGCUCGAGACGCUCGGGCAAGAGAAGUACCUCCAGCUUCUGCGCAAGAUAGCUGAGAGUGCGGCAGCUCUGAAGAAAGAUAAGAUCCUAUGGCAGAAGCUCAAGGCAGCUCCAUGUCUGCUUGCUGAGAGACAGGUCGCGGCUAAUGGCAGCUUUGAGAAGCCAGACUACGACGAUGAUGACGACGCGAAGAUCCUGGAAUACUCUCUGGCCAGAGCGCCGGAGAUGGUGAUCGUUGAUGACUUCCAGACAUACAGGCUUUUCUCUGCCACUCUAAUGACAUGUCCACAGGACGAAGCGUUGGAGAAUCUGUACUUGGCGCUGGAGACACCACUGCUCAGCAAACUGUCGGACAACGACCAGCGGAUGGGACAGCUUCUAAACGAUCAAUCGGCGGCUUCGAAGUUGCAUAAGCUACUAGUCGAACGCUGCAGACUAUUCUUACACGACCAUCCGUCAGACUCUGUUCGGCACGAUGCAAAGUGGCUGGAGCAGAACAUGACUGUGAAGGUGACGGAAUUUCUGCAAACUACGCAUCAGCUGAAGGGCUACAAGAUGUCGUUUGUCGAGAAGAAGACCGCACUUCUCCAUCGAGAUACCAAGAAGGAUGCAACGCUCUACGUGACUGGCCGCUUCGACCUGUACGAAGUCAGCAAAGCGAUAAUGGCGGUAUUGCUGAAACGACCAAGGCAACAAGACCUGCUCGCCCUCGAGACGAUUCUCGAGAGUGAUCUUGGUAGACUCAAGAGGAAAGGCUACAAUGUUGACCGCAUUUUGAGGGCCAAGGCAGCAGAGUCACGUCUUGCUGAAUCUGAAAGGCGGAAACGAGACGAGGAGCAGAAGCGUGCACAAGAAGCCGAAGCGGCAUCAAUGCCAAUGCCGUCGCAAGCACUUGUUGCGCGUAACAAUCCAAAUGCAUCACCUCAGCCAGACGCGUCAACGCAACAAGCAACGCCAGAAAAGACACUGUCCAUGCCUGGUUCAUUCGACUCACCCGAAGCUCGGCCCGCCUCUCGUGGCAAGAAGAGCGCUGGUGGCCUGUUCAGCAGUAUAAGGAACCAGCUGGGCAUGAGCUCCAGCGGACAAGCCGCACAGCAAAUGCAAAGCUUGCUAGGGCAGAAUGGCUCCAGUGCUCCGCCUCCGUAUAGCCCACAGGAUCCGAGCAAGAGCAUCGUCACACCCGGCACUGAGCGAGUCACUUCACCUCAGGAUCUGCAAGCGAACCUUCAGUCCGCGAUCAAGUCCACCCGCGAAUACAAUGACUCCUCGCUCUUCUCCACACCUGACACCAAGCAGAUCAAGGAGUCUCCAUCCUAUUGCGACAGCAAACCUGGGCAUGAUAUUGUCUACAUCACGGAUACCAGCAAUAGCCUGAAGCUCUACCUCUCCCGCUCCCACGCUGACCCUCGCGCUUUCGUACAAGCCCACGAGCAACCUCUCGUCCAGUUCGCCGCGGUCCUGAUAGCGGUCGCACAGAUCUUCGACCUAAGACCUCAGACCAUCAACAUCUACCACGACGAGGCUGGAGCGAGUAUCGCAUUCAACAGUAAUGGGAGUAUCUUCUGCAACCUGAGGUAUUUCAUGCAGUUGCACAUGGGCCAGAUGCCGACGUCAGAGGGCAAACAAGAUGCGAUGGCGUAUUGGUUCGUCACCCUGUGUCAUGAGUUGGCGCACAAUUUGGUGAGCCAGCACGACUCGCAGCAUUCUUACUAUACCGAGAGCUUUAUGGCGCAUUACUUUAGACGUAUGAUGUGGUUGGCUGGACAGGUCAAUGCACAGGAUCGGAGUUCGUCUGGCUAG
Molecule: messenger RNA, 5229 nt
Organism: Fulvia fulva
Lineage: Eukaryota; Fungi; Ascomycota; Dothideomycetes; Mycosphaerellales; Mycosphaerellaceae
Exons: 1
Coding region: 1-5229 (1742 amino acids)
Source: RefSeq, a predicted model, not a curated record